Molecule: messenger RNA, 2936 nt
Organism: Oryctolagus cuniculus (rabbit)
Lineage: Eukaryota; Metazoa; Chordata; Mammalia; Lagomorpha; Leporidae
Source: RefSeq, a predicted model, not a curated record
CGGCCGCCCGCUCAGUCGCUGCUCAGGUGCGCCCGGCCGCGGGCUUUUACCUCUCGGCCUCCUCUCUAGACUCGCUUCGCGUUCCCACGCGGGAGGCGGCCGCCAGCGGGGAGGCGCGGCGUCGCCCGCCGGGACCUGAGGAAGCCGCCGCGUCGGCGGCAGCGCGCGGGCCCGCCCAGGGCGUUAGAGUCUCGGCGCCAGUUCGCGGGGCCUCCGGCCGCCUCCCAGCCAUGAGCUACGGCCGCCCGCCCCCCGAUGUGGAGGGCAUGACCUCGCUCAAGGUGGACAACCUGACCUACCGCACCUCGCCCGACACGCUGAGGCGCGUCUUCGAGAAGUACGGGCGCGUGGGCGACGUGUACAUCCCGCGGGACCGCUACACCAAGGAGUCCCGCGGCUUCGCCUUCGUGCGCUUCCACGACAAGCGCGACGCCGAGGACGCCAUGGACGCCAUGGACGGCGCGGUGCUGGACGGCCGCGAGCUCCGCGUGCAGAUGGCGCGCUACGGCCGCCCGCCGGACUCGCACCACAGCCGCCGCGGCCCGCCGCCCCGCAGCCCGAGGCGGCGCCGCCGCAGCCGCUCCCGGAGUCGGAGUCGCUCCCGGUCCCGAAGCCGAUCUCGCUACAGCCGCUCCAAGUCGCGGUCCCGCACGCGGUCGCGCAGCCGCUCGACGUCCAAGUCCAGAUCGGCGCGAAGGUCCAAGUCCAAGUCCUCGUCGGUGUCCAGGUCGCGCUCACGGUCCAGGUCCCGGUCCCGGUCCAGGAGCCCUCCCCCCGUCUCCAAGCGGGAGUCCAAGUCCAGGUCGCGAUCCAAGAGCCCCCCCAAGUCUCCGGAGGAGGAAGGAGCCGUGUCCUCUUAAGAAAAUGGUAAUGUCUGUGGGCCCGAGCGCACCGCCUAGGUCUGCACGGGGCUUGGCGUGGUGUUGUGAGCCGUGGUGAUGUGGAAAGCGACUCCCGUCGGGAGAGCUGCUCCGAGGUUACUCGGCUUUGGGCGUAAUACUGAAGAGGGGUCUGCAGAGAGGAUGUGUGGAAAGCUUAGAUAAUGAUGGCUGUUUCGUAAACUGUUUGAGACCUAUUAAUGAAAAUGACUAUUUCUUGCUGUUUUUAUCCAACGUCUGCAUUUUCCCCCUUUAAAGCUGCGGUCUCCUGUUUGAUAAAAGAAUAUUGGCCAGUAUUGCAGAUUUUAACUGAUUUGGCUGAUCCUCCAGGGACCAGUUUCUGUGGGCGUGUAUUGGAGCAGGUUUGUCUUUAAAUGUUAAAGAUGCACUAUCCUCUUAGAGAAAAACAAUCAGUUCAACUAUUGUUGUACUGACUGGGACUUCCUAUUCUAAUGGAUGUAGCACACGAGUUGAAAUGCGAAGCAAUGAACUUUUGGAACCCCAAAACAAAGUACAGGUAUCGCGCUGGGUGGGGAAAGGAUAGUGUGUCUUUAACUCUCAAAUCGUUUGGUCCUAUUUUUUAAGAGGAAAGGGCCCUAACUAGCUCAGAUAAAAGCAUUAUUUUAUCUCAAUUGCCAAAUACUUAAUUUGGAAACAUUUAUCUUAAAAUAUAGUCUGAUACUCUGACCUCAAGUUUCUGUUUGGAUACAGCCCCUGCCCCCCAUUCCCUCCCCCCUCCUUUCCCCCCCUUAUCACUCCCCACCACCACCACCACCACCACCUUUUUUUUAAACUUUGUUUACUUAGCCAAAAAAUAGAUAAAUUGACAGUUGGUGGUAGCCAUUGAAAAUUUCUUAAUCGGGCCUUUAGAAAACUGAUCAUGGCCGGGUGGAACCUUACCGUAACCUCCUUGUUUCACCAGAGCCUUAGUAAGUACAAGCCUGAAACUGAAACCAUGUGCACUGGGCCCUCCUGGUGAUGGGAGGUAAGCUGAACUCGUUUCUUUUCAAACCUAGAUGUGUCUGCGAGGAGCCUAAUGGAGGACUUGAGAAAAGGACCACAUACUCAGUCCAUCGGUUUGGUCCGUUGAAGAAUCCUUGGAACAACCAACUGGCUAUUGAAAAGGUUAUUUUGUAACAUUUGUCUAACUUUUUACUUGUUUUAAUCUGCCUCAGGUGGCAAACUUCAUUUUAUGUGCCAUUUUGUUGCUGUUAUUCAAAUUUCUUGUAAUUUAGUAAGGUGAACGACUUCAGAUUUCAUUAUUGGAUUGGAUAUUUGAGGUAAAAUUUCAUUUUGUUUAUAUAGUGCUGACUUUUUGUUUGGAAUUAAACAGAUUGGUAACCUAAUUUGUGGCCUCCUCACUUUUAAGGAAACAUGUGCAGCCAUUACAGUCUAAAGCUGUCAAGAGAUUGACUCAACAUUGCCUUCAUUCCUUAAAAUUUAAAAAAAAAAAAAAAACUACAAAAGUUGGUGUAAAUUUGUAUAUGUUAUUUACCUUCAGAUCUAAAAAUGGUAAUCAGAACCCAAAUUUGUAUAAAGACUUCAGGUGAAAAGACUUGAUUUUUUUUUGAAAGGAUUGUUGACCAAACACAAUUCUAAUCUCUUCUCUUGUGUAUUUUUGUGCACUAGGCGCAGUUGUGUAGCAGUUGAGUAAUGCUGGUUAGCUGUUAAGGUGGCGUGUUGCAGUGCAGAGUGCUUGGCUGUUUCCUGUUUUCUCCCGAUUGCUCCUGUGUAAAGAUGCCUUGUCGUGCAGAAACAAAUGGCUGUCCAGUUUAUUAAUGCCUGACAACUGCACUUCCAGUCACCCGGGCCUUGCAUAUAAAUAACGGAGCAUACAGUGAGCACCUCUAGCUGAUGAUAAAUACACCUUUUUUCUCCCUCUCCCCCCAAAAAUGGUAAACCGGAUUGUCUUGUAUGAACUUAAAAUAUGGAAAAUGUUAAGGAAACAUGGUUUGUAACUUUGUAAGUACUUAUAACAUGGUGUAUCUUUUUGCUUAUGAAUAUUCUGUACUAUAACCAUUGUUUCUGUAGUUCAAUUAAAAUGUUUUCUUGGUGUUA